Molecule: messenger RNA, 682 nt
Organism: Hemicordylus capensis (graceful crag lizard)
Lineage: Eukaryota; Metazoa; Chordata; Lepidosauria; Squamata; Cordylidae
Gene: RPS26
Product: ribosomal protein S26
Exons: 4
Coding region: 72-620 (182 amino acids)
Biological process (GO): translation
Cellular component (GO): cytosolic small ribosomal subunit; ribosome
Molecular function (GO): mRNA binding; structural constituent of ribosome
Source: RefSeq, a predicted model, not a curated record
UUUUAUUUCCUCUUCUAAAGUAACUAGUACAUUAAUUUGAGCUGCUUUAUCCGAAAUUCCUUCACUGACAAAUGCUUUCAAGUGUUGGAGGAAGUGAGGUAAAGCGGUUCCGCCUGGCGGAUGGAAAUUAUAUAAGGAUCUCAGCGAGGGAGCCGGCUCCUCUUUCGCCUUCUCGGUGUCGACAUGGUGGGUACCGCGCGCGCGAGGCAGCGGGGUAUAGAGUGCGGGCGGCGAGAAAGAGCGAGACGGGAGAGCAAACCAUCGUCGUCAGGGGGACCAAGAAGAGAAGGAACAAUGGCCGUGCCAAGAAGGGCCGGGGCCAUGUCCAGCCUAUCCGCUGCACUAACUGUGCCCGCUGUGUCCCCAAAGAUAAGGCUAUUAAGAAGUUUGUCAUCCGAAACAUUGUAGAGGCAGCUGCAGUCCGAGAUAUCUCUGAAGCAAGUGUCUUUGACUCAUAUGUGCUGCCCAAGCUCUAUGUGAAGCUUCACUAUUGUGUCAGCUGUGCCAUCCACAGCAAGGUGGUGAGGAACCGCUCCCGUGAAGCCCGGAAGGACCGUACCCCUCCACCUCGGUUCAGGCCUGCUGGCGCUGCACCGAGACCACCCCCCAAGCCUAUGUAAAGAGAUGGUUUGAGUGAUGUCAGUUUUUAAUAUUGACUCAAUAAAUACCUUUACAGAUGGUA